Molecule: messenger RNA, 7834 nt
Organism: Silurus meridionalis
Lineage: Eukaryota; Metazoa; Chordata; Actinopteri; Siluriformes; Siluridae
Exons: 20
Coding region: 1343-7381 (2012 amino acids)
Molecular function (GO): zinc ion binding; protein binding
Source: RefSeq, a predicted model, not a curated record
CAAUAACAUGAUGUUUAAAAUGGUUCUUUUAGUUAUUAUGUACUGUUAGAUUUUAAGAAAAUCUUCCACAUGUGAUCUGCGAUGGCGGUGGUGUCUUUUCUGAUCAGGAAAGAAUCACACAGCAUGGAGCAAAUGUUCUUCUUCAGCUUAAUGCAGAUAACAGACACGUAUAUACACACACUGGGAUAGACCUGAGAUCAAACUGUUCCUGAUUGGGUUAGAAGACACAAUAACCAGAGAUGUGUGAAUCCAGACCAAGUCUUUCCGUAAACCUUCCAUACUCGCAUCUUAAUGAUCACAGCCGCAGUUUGAAGUCGAGUCGGGGUUUUUUGGGUUGCGCGUCUAAUCGUCUUUCAAUUAAUUAUUAUUGAGAGUAUUAAUGUCUAUUAUUGUCCUAAAUUUCACGUCAUUUUACUGACAAUUUUUUGAGAAAAGUAAAAGCAAAAUCACUCUAAACCUCAUUUUACACCGUGUCCCAUAUUCAAACACUCAUUUAAUCAAUUGGAAAAAAUUCUGAAUGUUAAUUUUGGUUAUGACUCCCACAGAUGAUUCAGCUUCCGCAGCAGCAGAAACAUCUGCUUAUUUCACUGCCCACAGAUUUCUUCAUCUUGUCUUUUACACUCUACAGUACGUUCAGGGAGUUUCCACAUCUCUUCUCUUUGUGCACAUCUUGUAAUUAGUUUUGAUAUAUGAAGGAUCAUUAAACCACUUCAUUAAACUGUUUACCAUUGGUCAAGUGUCCCAUUAUUUUUGAACCUGGACAAUGUCUCAUUCCUGGAUGGUUAAUGUGAUGAAGUCUGAAACCUUGGUUUCGGUGUGUCAUGAUUGCUUGAGUUUGAUGGCACAGAGAGGCAGAAUUACAAAAAUAUUCUCACUGUCCAAAUACUUAUUAGAUUCACUGAACCACACAUGAAUACAGGGGUCUAUUGUAUUGCAUGGUUUCACAUCUCCAUUAUAGACAAAGUGGCAAUAGUUUAUUAAAAGUGAUAGGAAGUGUUUACCUCUUUGUCUUCCUCCACUUCUCUUAGUAUGUAUAAUGUGUGUGCUUCAAAUUCAGUUCCAACCAUAGGAUGGUGUGGAGGAUUAACCUCAAAGCAGGUAAGAUAAGUGGAAAAGCUUGUAUACACGUCUUAGUGGUGCUAUUAAAAGGUUAAUUAUAAAAAAAAAAACUAAAAUGUAUGUAAAGUGUAUUGUGACAAUAAUAAUGCUGAUCAUUUAUUUCAUUUUAUUGUCAAUGUCUAUACUGUUUUAUUAAGUGGUUGCUUGGAAAAUUAUUUAUUACCAGUUAUUUUUCCCUUCGCUUCUAAUAUGAUUAUCACAUUUCAGAAUCAGGAAUUACAAAAUGCCUGAACAACAGGGGACAUUCAGACCUUCAGUCAUCAACAGCGACUGGUUAAUGGACUCAUUACCCACAUUUCCAAGAGAUAACGGAGACAUCGCCAUGUCCAAUUUCUUUCAGGAGAGACUUCCUUCACCAGGUCCAUCAUACGGCUCUGGUAGAAACAGCCAGCUAAUGGUUCGACGAGGUUUUACACACUCUCGAUGUUUUGCUUCUCCCACAUUGGGCCUGUCAAUGGGUGAAACCAGUACAUUUAAAAGCAGGAUCAAACAGGAAGCAUCGUCUUCUGCUAGUUUUUCUUUUACAUCUGAAAGGAUGACACCAGGACCAAUACCGUCCCCCUGCCUGUCAUAUAGAAGUGAUCACUCCAUGGGUGUACCCCCCAUAUUCAGCUUGAGAUCUUCAUACAACAGCUUGCUGAAGGAUGAUUUUUUAAAGUGUUUCAUUUGUAAAGAUGUGAUGAAGGAGCCUGUAUCCAUCCCCUGUGGACAUAGCUUUUGCAGAACCUGUAUCUGUUGGGAGAUAGCAAAUCAAAAAAAGUGCUGGUGUUGCCCUCAGUGUAGGAAGAGAUUUACCGCUUACCCUGAACUGAACUUAAACCAGGCACUGGAUGGACUGCUGAAGCAGCCUGGGUUCAGUCGCGCUCCUCCUUCUCAAAACUACGCUGGACCUGAAGAAAUGGCCUGUGAUAUCUGCUCUGGGAAGAAGUUGAGAGCGGUGAAGUUAUGCCUGACCUGCAGUGUAGCUUACUGUGAAACCCAUGUGAGGCAGCACUACACAGUGGAAGCUCUACAGAGACACAUUCUCACUGAUGUGACUGAGGAUCUGGUGAAGAGAACCUGCCAGCUGCACCACAGAGCUCUGGAGUAUUUCUGCAAAACCGACCAGCAACUUAUCUGUCUCGACUGUGUGAUGCAGCGACAUAAUGGUCAUGACAUUCUCCUGAUCAACGUUGGAAGUCAUGAAGCAUACCUGCACAAAAUACUAUUCUGUUUUAAAGAGUGUAGGACAGAGAUAUCAGAUCUUUACAAACACAUUGAAGAGCUGACAGCAAAAAAUAAGAACCUUGAGAGAGCUGAGUCGGAGUUGUCUCACCUGUCAAAGCGAUUCUGCAGAGGUCUAAAGGAUCCUACAGAUUUCACUUCAGAGUUUGUCGAAGUCGCUGCUCUCGGUCGCCGCGUGAACCUUGGGAUGUUGUACGACUGCCGCAGCGAUUCCUUUCGCUCUGAUGUCAUUUUGUGGGAAAAGACCCUAAUAUCCUCCAUGAAGCUGUUGAUCCCUCGACCCCAGACUGAUUUGAGAGUUUUAGAGAAAGACACUCUACAGGAGAGACUUGCCGCUCUGGACCUGAGUGUAUCUCUCAGGGCUAGUGUUGUAUCAGGGCUGGUUGAGAUGACUGGAGCUUCUGCAUUUAUUAAUCAUCCCUUCCAGUCCGAGCUGCAGGACAGAAUCACUGUGCAUUACAGAACCUCCACCAGACUGGACAUGAUCAGUCAUGACCUGCUGCACCAUGGAUUUCCGCUCUCAAUGACUGACAUGACUACAGCGACACACGUAGUUGUAGCUGUGCUGUACGGAUCUCAGGCAUUCUUUGUCUUAGAUAAAAAGAAAGACAAAACUGUGGAAACUGUAGAAAAUGCACAACUGAAAGACAUAGUCAAGAAGAUGAUCUCUUCUUCCAGGCAGACAGAUCUGAUCUCCAGGCUCAAUGAAUAUCACUGUGCUGCCUAUAUUGAUGGAGAUGUUCUACAAAGUCCUUUGGACAGCAGAAUUCUAAAUCCUGGCGUAGUUCCUCUUAAAGUCUGGCUGUACCCUCUAAAGAAUCUGCACCAAACAUCAGCUUGCACUGUUAAGGACAUCAGUGAAGACCAAUUAUGCAAAGCAGAGGAAUUUCUGGAAAAAGUAAAUAUAGACCUCAACUUUUGUCAACAUCUAAUGGUUGUUGAUGGUGGUCAUGAGAUAUUUACAAGGUUUCCAGCUCUAAAGAAAGCUCUGUCUGAGUUCUAUUCACUUCUGCAGCAAUACCAGUCCAACUUCCAAAGAAGGCUGGCCUCCUGCAUCAAGACCAUACGAGAGUCAGGAGCAGAAGAAGAAGAGGAGAAAUUGCAAGAUCUUCUCGACAGAAACAACCAAUCGCCAUUCAGUCCCCAGUGCACACAUCAGUGGCUCCAAAACAAAUACUCUCAGAUUAGAGCUUUGAUCCAAUGCAAAGCUGAUAACGUCGACAUCCUAAACAGUCAAGAUGACCUACAGAGGUUUGUUCAAGACCACCAAGCAGACAGAGUGUUGUGUUUCAGUUUUACAUCAUUGGAGGGUGAAGAUCCGUUUCUUUCAACUCUGAAGCAGAACAGCGUAUCAGUUAACAUGACGCUCACCAAAGAGACACAGCAAGUAUUUAUGAUUUCAGAAACGAGUCAGAAAAUCCUCUCCGGUCUUCAGUUAUUUAUGUCAAAUAAAAAGAUUAAUGAGGGAACGCAAGAAACCAUGUUCAUUGCUGCAUCUGUCCCCGAUGUAAAUUUUUCUGACUUUGCUAUACGUCUUUACCAGUCUGGACAUUUGGUAAGUCAAAAUGUACAACUCGACAUAAAACCAGACCCUCUGGAAAUGAUAGCAGUGCAGCAGACACGGGUAACGAUGAAGCUCCAAAGUUGGAAAAGUAGCCAAACUACUGAACCUUACAGAGUGGAGUACAGAACAGUGAGUGAAGAUAAAAGUUCUGUUGAAACAAAAUGGAGAGUCAUUCCUUGUUCUGAAGAGAAUUGUGUGGUUACGGGUCUUGUGCCAGGGACACGCUAUGAAGUCAGAUAUGCCUUAAUGGACAGUAAUGGGAUGAGUGACUGCAGUAGUAUUACACAGUUCCAGACAGCCUCCAGACACCGACCUGGACCACCUACAGUGCUUAAACCCAAUAAGGAAUCUCUCUACAUUGCCUGGCAGAGGGCAGAAUCUGAUGAAGACUCCCCUGUGCUCUGCUACAAAGUGGAGUAUUUGGAUGCAGGUCUGGAGGGUUGGCAGUCCAUUCAAACUGAUGGACCUGUAUGUGAAUGCACCAUAAAUCUUCUACACAGCAACUGUUACAGAUUCAGAGUCUCUGCUGUAUAUGGAAAUGGAGACAUCAGCAUUCCAAGUGAGGAAACCAAGUUUCAUGUUCGUGUUUGGACCAUAGAUUUCUCAAAGAGAAAGGCGUCCGUCUUCCUGGAAGACUUGCGGCUCCGAAAAACCAAGAAGUCUGUGAAGCUUCAAGGCUGUACAGAUGAAGAGAGUGAAGUUAGAAGUUUCCUACAGUGUCUGUCCUAUAUAUCUCAGCUGAGUAUCGAUCCACCUCAGGCUUCUAAAGAAUCCCUUUAUGAUUGGAGAAAGAAAAUGGCCUUGUUCCUGAUGAAGUUGUGUCUGCAAGCCGCCAUCUAUCAGAAAGAAACAAUUCAGGAAACAUUUCACAAACUGCCUUCGUGUUACUUUAAGACUUACAGAGAACAAUCUUCUUUUCUACUGGACCUGUACUCAUGUGCAAAAGACUACGAGAUUCAAACAGGUCAGAACGUCCGACCAGCAUUACAGGCUGUUUACCAGACACUUCCCAAGGUCUGGUCGAUAAAUCUCUCAGAGAGGAAGACUUCACUCUUCCUGGAAGUGCUGGAACUCCAAAAGGUGAAGAAACCAGUUGAGCUGAGAGGAUGGUCAAAGGAGAGUGAAACGAGAAUUCUUCUUCGGUGUCUGCCCUACAUUUCCCAGCUCAGUUUUAUUCCUCUCCAGCAACAAAGAGAAUGGAGGACAAGACUGAGAAGAUAUCUGCUGGACCUAUGUCUGCAAGCGGCUCUCCACCAGAAAGAAAUGAUUAAGUCAAUCGUGGAGAAAUGUUUCAAGACAGACAAAGAAAUAUCAGUUUUCCUGAUGCUUCUUUACUCAAACAUUAGAGACUAUGAGACUCAAACAGGCAGGAGCGUCCUUCCGGCAUUACAGGAGGUCUUUGAGUCGUUUCCUAAAAUCUGGUCCUUAAACUUGUCAGAUAAAAAGAAUGGCCUCUUCCUGGAAGUGCUGAAACUCCAGACAGUAAAGAAAGCAGUGGAGAUAAAAGGAUUUUCAGAGGAUGAAAAUGAAAUGAAGAUCUUUCUUCAAUGUCUGCCCUACAUCUCCCAGCUCAGAUUUGGCUUCGUUCUUCAUGGACAAAAAAGGAAGUUAAGCACCUUGCGGUUUGUGGUGAAGCUGUUCGCUGGGGUGGCAGAGCUCAGUGCAGAAAAAGGGGAGAGCUUUACUGAAGUCUUGGCGUCCCUGUGCAGCUUCAGAACCUUCUCGUGUAAUGGAGACGAUCAGGAAUAUGACAAUGUGGCCCACUGUGGUUUACUGCUUGAGCUGUACUCGCAUGCGAAGGACUAUGAGACUGAAACAGGCAUGAGCGUCCUUCCAGUGUUACGGGAGGUUUACGAGUCGCUUCCAGAUGUCUGGACCAUAAACCUGUCUGACAAAAAUGCUUCAAUCUUCCUUGAAGUUCUGAAACUUCAAACAGUAAAGAAAGCAGUAGAGCUGACAGGCUGGUCGAGAGAGAAGAGGAAAACCCGAAGCUUCUUUCAGUGUCUGCCUCGGAUCUCCCAGCUCAGGCUGUGUAGUGAUGUACUGGUGAGAAUGGCUCAAGCUAAACCAGUGAGGUCUCAUGCUCCUGUGAUCCUUCACAAGCUUUUGCUUACCGAGCCCAGGGUUCAUAAACCAGACGAGACGCCAUGUAAGAUUCUCAAAAGCUUGGCUUUCAUUCUGAGGCACUGGGAAAUCCAGUGUUUGGACUUGACUGAAUACAAGAUGGCGGCCCAGUCACUGAUAGGCCUCCUGAAUCAUCCAGAACUUCCAACAAUCAGAUUCUCAGAUGAUACUCUUCAGAAGUUGGUCGAGGUUGUUUAUGAAACUCAGGAUGAAAAUCUUACUCAUUGUUUCUUGCGAACUGUGGGUGGAGACCUGACUUCAUGCAGUCUGAGCUGGGAUGUGAUUAAUCAUUUCUUGCAGUAUCAUACAGUCACUGUAGAAUCCAGAAGAAGCACCAUUAAGCAGGAAAACAUACAAGACCUUCUGCCUGUGCUGAGCAAAGUUCAUCUCAGAGGGUUGAAGUCCAGCUUUGUGCUGUCCAUCAUGAGAGAGCUUUAUGAGACUUGUUCUGCACACUCGGUCUCCAGCCUUUUGAGCUCAACGGAGAACUGCAUUAACCUGGAGAACAGGAAGCUGAGCUUGGUCGACUGCGCUGCACUGCGCUUCACCCUGGAGCACUGCAUGGGCGUCUCCCUCAACUUGCUGUGGACCUCCAUACCUGAGGGGGAGCUAGAGAGCAUUGUGCCACUACUUAGCCACGUCUCCGAUCUCAGGGUUGACAGGCUGCUGAUGCUGCGACUGCUCCAUGUUCCUGAGCUCCAUCAGGAGGCAGCAGUUGUGCUCUCAGCUCUACAUCAUAAACUUGACUUCUCCUCCCAUGACGCUUUGGACCUCACAGCAGACAUGACAGUAAAUGGUCUGCUUCUGAGCGUUGAGGACUGCAGAGUCAUCUCCAGAGCUAUUCAGAGUGCUCAGACUCACAUCAGGCUCAACGUUCAGGACUUUGAGAUUGAAGACGCAGGAGUGGAGCUCCUCUUCCCUAUUCUACACAAAGUCACGCUACAGUGCAGUAAAUCCGUGCUGCUUCGAUUCCUAAUCCUUACCGAAGCAGACCACGUGAGGCGAGUGACGUCUCUCGCGCAUGCUUUGAGCGACCGAAUGGACCUGAGCGAGACCCAGCUGAACCCACAAGCAUGCAAAGCACUGGCGCUGUUUCUGGAAUAUUCCGAGGGACUCUCAGAACUGGACCUCAGCCACUGCCAGCUCACUGAUCACGCCCUGGAGCUGCUGAUGCCACGCCUUCACAAAGUCUGCGUCCUCGACCUCAGCCACAAUCUCCUUACUGACGUCUCAGCAGCAAACAUCUACAAUGCCGUCUCAAGCAGCAACACUCAGACUGUGUGUUUAUUCAACAACAGAAUCGCAGACUCAUCACUGUUCCUCACAGACCAGCGCUUUGAGAUCUGGUGAUGAUGAUCACUGGAGUGAAACACCAUCGAUGAUCUAUUAUUACUCUAGCUUCACCUGCAGAUCUGUAAAGUGUAGAGCGGCAGAAAAUACAGCAAAUGAGAUGUUAGGCUUUUAGUAUAACUUCUGUUUGGAAUUAUGUCAGCACAUUUAGCAGAUGAGAGAAAUGAAAUCAGGAGAAGCCUAGAAGAUAGAAAUAUGCACAUACUCUCACAUGGUGCAACAGGAAGUUUUGGAUGGAGAGCCUUUGGUCAGGAGAUAAAGAGCAAAAUAAAUGAGUAGGAGGAGAACACCCUCUCCCUGUUUCAUCCCUGAUUUGUUGUUCAUGAGACUCAAGUCAAGUCAAGUCAAGUUUAUUUGUACAGCGCUUUUCACAACAGACAUUGUCUCAAAGCAGCUUUACAGAAAUCAACAGUUAAGGUGAAUGGUGUGUGUUUAUCCCUGAUGAGCAAGCCG